CACUCGCUAAAUGUGGACUUUAUUUAUUUAAAAAAACAAACAGGGGAUUUGUCAAAUUUCUUGAAAUUACUGAAAAAUCUAGCCCCUGAAUAUCGAGGUCAUCUCGUAUCAUUCGAUAUCGUCUAUGCUUAUCAUAAUUAGUUUGUCCCACAGAAAUUUUCCGCAGAAUAUAGAACAAUAAAAGGGAAUUAAUUGUAUCUUCUUUCUGUUUAGGAAACAUUUCAUUACAUUUUUUUGGGCUGUGGAAUUGAAAACGAAAGUGUCUCGCAGUCUCAUCAUUAGUCGUCGUUGUACUUUCCAGGCGGGCGGAAGGCGGUCAGUUAACUAAACGCGUGUUGUGAGCUGGUUGUGAUUUUGAAUCUCAUUUGGAAUCUGGUUCAUAAUUUCGGCAGGAAAUUCCUACCAACUUCAACGUAUUGCUUAAUUUAAUCCAGAAGUCAUUAAGCUUGUCAUCCCUCAAGGAAUGAAGAUGAGACGGGAAAAUUGAGACUCCGUGUCAUCCAGGUUCAGAGCAUUCAGACAGAAUAUAUACAACUACAAAGGAUUGAUCACCACAAAAACGUACCAAGUGCGAGGAUGGCUGAGUUCGACGGGAUUGGUGACGGCACCGCAGAGCAGGGUUACGCAAUUUGUACAUACAGUGUCAUGGAGGGCGUGGUAAAAAAAUAUCCAGUUAACCUACUCCCUCUCGAAAUGGCGGCGACCUUACGACCAUAUCUGACCGCGGUGAGACACACCUUGACUGCUGCCAUGUGCCUAGAAAACUUUUCGUCACAAGUGGUCGAAAGACAUAAUAAGCCGGAAGUUGAAGUGAGAGCGAGUAAAGAGCUCCUCCUCAAUCCGGUCGUCAUAUCGAGAAACGAGAAGGAAAAGGUUUUGAUCGAAGCUUCCAUUAAUUCCGUUCGAGUCAGUAUAGCAAUCAAGCAGGCGGAUGAAAUAGAAAAAAUCCUCUGUCACAAGUUUAUGCGCUUUAUGAUGAUGAGGGCAGAGAAUUUCGUAGUCCUUAGGAGGAAGCCGAUUGAGGGGUACGAUAUUAGCUUCCUAAUCACCAAUUUCCACACGGAACAAAUGUACAAGCAUAAAUUAGUUGACUUUGUAAUCCACUUCAUGGAAGAAAUCGACAAAGAAAUCAGCGAGAUGAAACUCGCUGUCAACGCCCGUGCCCGAAUUUGUGCCGAGGAGUUCCUCAAAAGGUUUUAACGAGACAACAACUGCCUGCAUGCAUGUACCCGUUGUGGUGUCGACUUUUCUACGGAUCAAUUUGUCAUAAAUUAAUAUAUCUGUCUUCUAUGUAAAAAUGUUUUGUAUACUUUCUAACUAAUAUGUGUAAGCUCGAUGUAAGAUAUCCGAAUAAAGUACUUGUACCGUUUCAUAAGAA
This is a messenger RNA of Folsomia candida, 1378 nucleotides long. It is a transcript of the gene Arpc4, whose product is annotated as actin-related protein 2/3 complex subunit 4. Gene Ontology annotation, cellular component: Arp2/3 protein complex; actin cytoskeleton. Lineage: Eukaryota; Metazoa; Arthropoda; Collembola; Entomobryomorpha; Isotomidae. The record is from RefSeq and is a predicted model, not a curated record. Gene Ontology annotation, molecular function: actin filament binding. Bases 577 to 1200 code for a protein of 207 amino acids. The transcript is spliced from 9 exons. Gene Ontology annotation, biological process: actin filament polymerization; Arp2/3 complex-mediated actin nucleation.